UUCAUUUGCGUUACAAACACAUUCCGCUGGAGCGUCUCGGCGGCUAAGUUCGCCUCGCUUGAAAGCGCCUUCCCCCAUGCAGGAGAUCUCCUCGGUCUGCGGCCGCCCGGGGGCGAUGGCGUCCGGAGGGAGCGCGGUGCUGUCGGCGACGAUGGACAGCGCCCGCACGCUGGUGUCGCUGCUCCGCGCCGUGCAUUUCCGCGACCACGCCACCUUCCUUGCCACGCAGCACGGCCUCAAGGCCACGGUGGAGGACACGUGCACCCUGCAGGCCAACGCCUUCGUGCAGACUUCACUUUUCCACACGUACUCCCUGCUUGAGAACCCAGUGUCGUUUCGCGUGAACCUCACGGCAUUGCUCAGCUGCCUGACCAUGUUUGGUGGCUCCUCUUCGUCCACUGCGUCGUCCUCAUCUGCAUCAUCGUCAUCAGCUGUGAGGGGUGGGGCCGCACGCACAGUGGCACCUCCUGUGGCUCUGAGCCUGCGCUACGGGGGGUACGGAUCUCCCCUCAUCCUGUGCCUCGAGGAGGGCGGUGUUGUCACUGACUGCAGCCUGAGGACGCAGGAGCCAGAGGACCCCCUGGAUUUUGAGUUUGGGGUGUCCAACGCAGACGAGGAAAAACAGACCCCCAACAAGGUUAUCUUGAAGGCAGAGGGGCUGAAGGAGGCAUUCGCCGACCUAGAGCUGAGCUCGUCCGGCGCUGAGAUGUCUGUCCACAUCACCAUGUCCCCCGCUCGGCCACACUUCCGGCUGUCCACGUUCGGACCGCUGGGGAGCACGCACUGCGACUUCCCCAGAGACUCAGACAUGGUGGAGUCCUUCCACUGCAACAAGGCACAGACGAACCGGUACAAGGCAUCGUUCUUGAAACCUAGUAUGAAGGCUUUGUCCCAGGCAAGCAAGGUAUCUGUGCGCAUGGACUGGCGGGGUCUCCUAUCGCUGCAGUUCAUGAUCCCAAAUGACGGGGAGGUCAGCUUUGUCGAGUACUACUGCUGUCCUGAUGAUGUGCAGGAAGAGGAUGAUGAUGAUGAUGAUGUAGUCAAUAGUGACGACGAUUAAAGUACCUGCUUUUAGAAGAACCACGGUGUAUUCAUAACCCAUGUUCUUUAGCAAUUUCAAACAAGACUAACAGGACUGGUCUUUAAAGGGUUUUUUUUAGACAAAAGCCUGACAGAACAGUCUCUUAACGAGUCUUUAAGAUGGACUGACAAGACUUGUCACUUUUGCAACCUGCAGACAACUGCCUCUGUCAGUUAAGUUGGCUAACCAGUCUGAAGAUAUUUUACUGUUUACUCGGUUUCCCAUACAGUCUGUAAUGAGCUUCAUAUGAGCCUGUAUCAGUUUUGUUAACGUACUCUAUUGACAUGUUUAUGGUGCGUUUUCUCGUGCAGUAAUUUGGUCACCAGAAUAAAUAAAAAGUGUAUCACCUUUCUCAGCUCGCCUCUUGCAUGCGUUAAAAUAUUGUCCAGAAAUGAAUAGAAUUUGCUGCAGUCAUUACUGGCAUGCCAGCAAUGUGUUGAUUUGUGGUGGGCUAACCCUCCGUAACUUAAAAAAAAAUUGUCACCUGUAUUAUUGUUCUGUAUAUAAGUUGACAGAAAACCGUUACAACCCUGCUGCAGUGGUUCAAAUUCCGGUUGUGACAUUGGUAUCGUUAUAUUUACCGUUCCAACUUUGUCAAACCUGAAGCUUCAUGUCCCAGAAGUUCUUCUGAAGGCACUUCAAUCGGCCUCUAUUUACAGUAGACGGUUCAUGCCUUUUAACUUAAAGUGUGUAAAUAUGUAAUAAAACAAUAUA
Lethenteron reissneri (Far Eastern brook lamprey) is the source of this 1795-nucleotide messenger RNA. It is a transcript of the gene RAD1, whose product is annotated as RAD1 checkpoint DNA exonuclease. NCBI's taxonomy places the organism in Eukaryota, Metazoa, Chordata, Hyperoartia, Petromyzontiformes, Petromyzontidae. Gene Ontology annotation, biological process: DNA damage checkpoint signaling; DNA repair. The record is from RefSeq and is a predicted model, not a curated record. Gene Ontology annotation, cellular component: nucleus; checkpoint clamp complex.